Molecule: messenger RNA, 1332 nt
Organism: Ricinus communis (castor bean)
Lineage: Eukaryota; Viridiplantae; Streptophyta; Magnoliopsida; Malpighiales; Euphorbiaceae
Product: 1-aminocyclopropane-1-carboxylate oxidase homolog 4
Exons: 3
Coding region: 135-1220 (361 amino acids)
Source: RefSeq, a predicted model, not a curated record
ACAGUAGUUAGCAACCAAACAACAGUUUCUUGUAUGAUUUGGCUAAAAAUAUACACUCGAAUCGUGUCCACAAGGACAACUUUUCCAAACCAAAUCUGCACAAAAAAAAAAAAAAAAAGGCUACGGCAACAACAAUGAUGAGUACAGAUGAAUACGAUCGAUUCGAGGAAGCCAAAAAAUUUGAUGAUUCUAAAAUCGGCGUUAAAGGCCUUGUUGAUGCAGGCCUCACUUCCAUUCCUCGAAUCUUUAUCCACCCAGCCGAUACUCUAUCCGAUAUCAAACCUGUAAAUAGACAACCAGAAGCAGGUACCACCAUUCCGACCAUUGACAUAUCGGGCGUAGACUCUGAUCGGAGGUCGGUGAUUGUUGAGGAGAUAUCAUUUGCAUGUAGAGAGCUAGGGUUUUUUCAGAUAGUGAAUCAUGGUGUGCAUGUGGAAGUUAUGGAUGAGGUUAUCAGUGGAGUAAAGGGUUUCCAUGAGCUGCCUACUGAGGUUAAGCAACGGUGGUAUCAACGGGAGACGGUGACUGGUGUUAAUUUUUUUUCUAAUGUCGAUUUGUUCAAGGCUAGAGCUGCUAGUUGGAGGGAUACGCUUCAGAUCAGGCUGGGUCCAAACUUACCAGAGGUUGAAGAAAUUCCGGAGAUAUGUAGGAAUGAGGUCAUAGAAUGGAGUCAACUGGCUGUGCAGGUGGCAGAGCUUUUAAUGGAGUUAUUGUGCGAGGGGCUGGGAUUGAAAUCAGAAACUUUAAAGGAGAUGACAUGUUUGGAAGCCAGAGUAAUGGUGGGCCACUACUAUCCACACUGUCCGCAGCCUGAUCUGACGGUUGGGAUUACAUCACAUACGGAUCCUGGGGUUUUGACUCUGUUGCUUCAGGACUCUGUUGGAGGUUUGCAGGUUAAGCAUGGUGAUGAAUGGGUGGAUGUUAAACCUGUUCCUGGAGCUCUUGUUAUCAACAUUGGAGAUAUACUUCAGAUCAUGUCCAAUGAUGAAUACAGAAGCGUGGAACACAGAGUGUUGGCUAAUCCUUCCCGUGACCCGCGAGUUUCCAUUGCUAUUUUCUUCAACCCUGGUAAGAGAGACUGCGCUUAUGGUCCCUUUCCGGAUCUAAUAUCAGCAGAAAAGCCAGCUGUUUACAAACAAUUCAUGCUCAUGGAUUUCUUGAAAAGGUUCUUCUCAAAGGAAUUGGAUGGAAAAACUUUGACAAAUUACUAUAAGCUGUGACUGUAAUUAAUACCUGCGUGAUAUUGUUUCCUGAAAAGAGACAGGAUUCACAAAGUACAGUAGUACAGUGUUAUAAUAUAUUGAAUGAAUAAGUUUACUAUUGACCAGUUUA